Pelagomonas calceolata is the source of this 1928-nucleotide messenger RNA. NCBI's taxonomy places the organism in Eukaryota, Pelagophyceae, Pelagomonadales, Pelagomonadaceae. The record is from the annotation of a GenBank genome assembly.
GCUUUCUGCUCUACUUCGGCCGACCGACCUCAAGACCUCAAGGCAGAAACUCGGCCGCGAGGCGCGCAUGCAAGUAGAAUCGAUGCCAUAAGGGGUAGCAAGGGCAACAACAGGGGCUGCAGGGCGCCACCUUACCAGGGGCUGCUGCCCCACGCAACAACCUCGCACGAGGGACGCGAGGGCGAUGGCACCUCACCAGCAGAUUAUCCUCACCGCCUUGCUGCUGGGAGCAGCCCGCGCGCCCCCGCCGGGCGGUGGCCCUCCGGGCGGUGGCCCUCCGGGCGGUGGCCCGCCGGGCGGCGGCGGCGGCGGCGGCGGCGGGGGCGGGGGCGGCGGCGGCGGGGGCGGGGGCGGCAGUAGCGGCACGAGCUGUGCGGCGGACGGGAGCAGUGCGAGCUACACGGAGACGAUCACGACCAAGAGCGGCGUGAGCGUGCGGGAGAUCGUGUCCACCGGUUGUCCCAACCACGAGUCCUACUGCACGGGGAAACCCGGAAAUUCGUGCGGCGACGAAGGAGAGCAAACGACGCUCGUCGAGGCCACCGAGCAAAGCUUGAGUGUCGAGGUGCCCGCGAAUCCAAAACUCAAGAACUCGUUUACGGCCGGCGAGCUCGAUUGUUCCAUGGGCACCGUUGCCUACGCGCUGAACGGAGUUGGAUUCUAUUCCGGCGCAGUUGCGUUUGAUUUGGGUGGCAACUGCCCUCAGCUCGACGUGGCCGAUCCGGAGGCCGAGUGGAUCUCGUUUGAUUGCUGUUCCGGGCACAGCACGGGCUCCGGCGGCUACCACUACCACUUCCCCCCAUCGUGCUUAAUUGCGCAAGCCAACGCUGACGCACCCAUAGCGGGUGGACACUCGCCGCAGAUUGGCUGGGCGCAGGAUGGCUUCCCGAUCUGUCCGCGACCGGCGUCUGCUUAUACGCCAUCGACGCGACUCGUCAUUCACCGCCCAAUUCCGCGCAGACGGCCCUUUCGGCCCCGGCGGCGUCGAGAUUCGGAAUUGCGGCGCCUCAGGCGCCGACGCGACCUACUGCCAGGACGCGUGCGGCGGCUACGAGGGUGAGCUGGACGGCGUCGAUAAUUAUAAGUAUCGCUACUACGUCACGGGCAAGGUCGGCGACCUGAAUGCUCUGCCUUCGAACCCGAAGCCCGACUCGGAGGCGCUCUAUUUUCCGUACACCAUAAGGUGCCACCGUGGUGCGACGGUCAGCGAGUAUAACAGCGUGCCGGGUUCCAACGGCUACACGAGCGCGCACACCGCUACCGCGCACCCGGGUUACACGACGCCCCUCCCGGUCCAGUGCCUCGACGGCAAGGGCCUCGACGACUACGACGUCUUCGCAAGCGCGCCGGCGCCCACGCCUCGGCCGACGCCGGCACCUACCACGCCUCGGCCGACGCCGGCGCCCGUCGAGGACGCGCCGGCACCCGUCGAGGACCCCACGCCCCGGCCGACGCCGAUCCCGACGCCGCAGCCGACGCGGGAGCCGACGGUCGCGCCGACGCCCGAGCCGACGACGCCCUCAAGAAGACGGCGGCGCGACGACGACCACGACGACCACUGGUGGGACUAUUACCACGAAGAAGAAGACGACGACGACGACGACUGCGGCUCGGAGCUCGUCAUGUCCGGCGGCCUCGUCGCGAUCGGACUCACGUUUACCGGGAUAAGCAUCGCUGCGAUCGCGAAUGCGGUCCAGGAACAAUGCGCAUUAGGACCGACAAUCGUCUACGAGGCUGGGACGACGAAUCCCUACUACAUCUCACCAAAUCUAUGCUCCAUCGGGACCAAGACCUACGCUUCGAAGAAGACCGUGCGCGACGCCUCGCCGCGCAAGGUCUGCCGCAAGUUCUGCGAGGCUGCAUCAGAGAAGGGGAAACUUGCACUGAAGCACGUGCAGGGCCUGACGUGCUACUGCAAACGGAAGUAG